This is a messenger RNA of Dufourea novaeangliae, 546 nucleotides long. Its product is annotated as huntingtin-interacting protein K. NCBI's taxonomy places the organism in Eukaryota, Metazoa, Arthropoda, Insecta, Hymenoptera, Halictidae. The transcript is spliced from 3 exons. The coding region runs from base 19 to 375 and encodes 118 amino acids. Gene Ontology annotation, biological process: negative regulation of apoptotic process; protein stabilization. The record is from RefSeq and is a predicted model, not a curated record.
GUUCUAAAUAGGAGAAAAAUGGCGGACAACGAUGUAAACUGUGAUUCCGAUGAGGUGCAAGAGAAGUCACAGAAAAAAGCAGCAAAAUAUGACAGCGGUGCAGCGGAUUUGGAGAAAGUCACGGAUUAUGCGGAGGAGAAAGAAAUAUCUUCCUCUGAUGGAUUCUCAUGCGCUUUAAGCUUAAUUGGAGACAGACGAAAUAAAGAGGCAGCAGAAAAGAAAGCGAGGGAAAAGGAAUUGCUAAAAGUUCCUAUUAAAAAGGAAGAUGUUGAUCUCAUUAUGAAGGAGGUGGAAAUUGGUCGGAAUCAAGCCGAACAAAUACUUAGGGAACACAAAGGGAAUGUUGUGGAGGCAUUAAUUAGAUUAACAAAUUGACUGUAUAGCACUAAUUUUAAAGAAACCGUUUACAUAAAUCUCAACUCAAUUCUUGUUGUAAAUUGUAUGGUCUUAAGAAUUGUUAUGGCUUUGGGUUAUUAGUAUUUAUUCGUAUAUAUAUUACAAAAUAUAUUCUAAGCGAUUCUGUACAUUUUGCUGUUAUUUUACCCC